AUGUGGCCCAACGUGCCGGGUUUGCUUCUUUUGGUCGCCUGCUGCCAGAUCCUGGCCAUAGGGCCGUGUUCCGGGCAGCCGUUGGUGAUCUGCUUUCAGGACCAAACGUACGAUGAGGUCAACAUUCGUUCGCGGAGCGUUAUUUGGCCAUGCGAGGACAGCACCGAUUGCAGCGAUAAGGUCGACAGCGCGCGCUGUUCCAUAUUCGGCUACUGCCAGUGCCCGGCAGGUCAUGUCUUUUCCACCGACGUCACGCGCUGCCUGCCGGAGUCCGCGUAUGGCGUAGCGUGUGAGGAGGCGGUCCAGUGCUCUCAUAUGCUCACCGGUGCCAGGUGCGAGGCCGGUGCUUGUACUUGUGACGGUGACUACACCUAUGUCCGCGGCCGCUGCCGGAAACUGCUGGAUCUCGGCAAGCCGUGCAGCGAGGAUAUCGAUUGCUUCUUCAGCCACAACCGGGAGGCGGUCGUGUGCCACCGGGGCACGUGCGAGUGUGCCGAGGGCUUCUACCGGCGCAGCACCAACGUUUGCCGCCGGCUUGUGACGAAUGGCGAACCAUGCUUAGUGCACCAGGACUGUGACGGGGACAAUCUUAGGUGCGAGUCCCAGAUAUGCACGGAUGCGGCCGCACAAGCGAAGUCAUUCCGUGAUGUCGCCAUCCAGACGGCGCCCGGUCCGGACGGGUCACCGGCGAAGGUGGACACUCGCGCAACCCGCGACGUCGAGACGAACACCGACGGGCGGGCGGGAGCACCGAAGCGGGUACAGAUUGCGGUCACCAAGCGGUCGGCGAAGACAAUCUGCGAAAAGUGUCGUCAAUUUGGAGAUGCGUGCGUGGAGGAAGGGGUCGAGUGUCCGGAAGUGCCUUACUCGGUGUGCCGGAUCGGGCAGUGCCACUGCAAGGAGGGUUACUACAACGUGCAGGGCCGCUGCAUGGCCGAGCUGGGCGAAUACGCACACGACGAGCAGUACUGCGACGAUGGCGCAGUGUUCCACAACAAUCGCUGCGUUUGCCAGAAUGACCAGUUCUACGACGUUAAUAUGCGCACGUGUCUGAAGCCCGCUCUCGGUAUCAACACAUCCUGUACGCAGCAGAGCCAGUGCUCGCCGUACGGUGCCGCGUACUGUCCGAGUUUAUCGCCAAAACGGUGCACCUGCCAUCCGUACGCCGAGUACGACGAGGCUUCGCAGCUGUGCGUCGAAAAGCAGGGCUACGAGGCGCACUGCCGGCAGGACACGGACUGUGCGCUGGAGAAUGCCCGGUGCUCGGAGGAGGAGACUUGCGUCUGUAAGGCGAGCUAUUUCUACGUAAACGAGCGGUGCAAGGCGGCCAAGGGUGGGUCCUGUGCGACGGCCGAAGACUGUGCGUUCGAGGAGGCCGAGUGCUCCGAGGACGAAUCGGAGGCGCCCAGUGUGGGCAGCGACGGUGCGAAGCAGUGCCAGUGCAAGCGGGGCCACCAGUACCACCCGGGCAGCAACAAGUGCCUGAAGGUGGCCGAGCAGUACGAGGAGGAGUGUAGCGUGGACGAGCAAUGCCAACCGCUGCUCGGCGGCCUGGGUCAGUGUAUCGGGGCCAAGUGCAAGUGCAACGAGGACGAACACCACUUCAAGGAUGGCAAGUGCAACACGAAAGUUGCUCUCGACGAACGGUGCGACAGGUCGAGCGAGUGCUUUGUAGAGGACCAGCAGGACAAUGUCGAAUGUCGUAAUUCGGCUUGUCAGUGUAAGUUUGACUACUCCCCGGACGUGGAGCGGCAAAAGUGCAUUAGACCUAGUGGCAAAAAUUCUUCCGAUCGUCCCAGUGCCCUGAAGGUGAUUACGCUGAUGCUUACCAGUGCCGCAGUGCUGAUUACCGGUUCGGCGCUACGCGAUGCAUACUACGCCUAGGGAUGCGAUACUCUACUGGAUUGUGCCGGAACGUCUCCUCCGCGCUGACCGUUCGGUGACUUGAGCGUUUUGUUAGAAUGCGUCGGCCACCAGGAGCGCCGUGUGGUCGUCGAAAGCGGUGUAGUAGAAUGUUAGUGAGAAAAACGCAGAAUUGACUCGAACUCAAGGGGAAGAGGCAGAGAAGAACGGAAGAAUAGCAAUAUGCCACUAUUUAUACACCAACCUGCACACCUGUAGCGAUACCAACUCCGGAGGGCUUGAGCUAAGAACCAACGUGUCACGUGUUCGUACUAGUAAUAUGACUUUAUCGUUGCGC
Molecule: messenger RNA, 2200 nt
Organism: Anopheles bellator
Lineage: Eukaryota; Metazoa; Arthropoda; Insecta; Diptera; Culicidae
Product: multiple epidermal growth factor-like domains protein 10
Exons: 7
Coding region: 1-1884 (627 amino acids)
Source: RefSeq, a predicted model, not a curated record